AUGGCAGCGAUAGAUGUGGCGAAAGAUUCGGAUCGCGACGAUACACGGGAAUUGACUAUUCCUGUAGAUGAAGAGUAUGCCUCCUCAGCAAAUGACGGAGUCCAGCAGUUCGCAUACUCCGAAUCUAGGAAGAUUGGUGUCACGGGGGCAGUGUUUCUGAUUCUGAAUAAAAUGAUCGGGACUGGAAUUUUCUCAACGCCUUCGGCUAUCUUCGCUUCGACAGGCUCAGUUGGUAUCUCCAUCAUAUUAUGGAUCGUCGGCGGCAUCUUAACAUUCUGCGGGCUAAGCGUAUUUCUUGAGUUCGUCUACCGCCAUCCCCGCUAUCUAGCUUCUUGUGUUCUGGCAGCACAGAUGAUUCUUCUAGGUUUCUCAUCUGGAAAUUCGUUGGCUUUUGGCCGGUACGUCUUGGCUGCAUCCGGGAGUACGGAAGGAGAUGGUUGGACGGCUCGCGGAAUCGCGAUCGCCUGUAUCACGUUCGCUGUCCUACUCCAUUCCACUCUCCCUAAAUGGGGCCUAAGGCUGGUAAAUAUUCUAGGGAUAUUCAAGGUUGUCAUUCUUGUUUUUAUCGUCUUUUCAGGCUUCGCUGCCAUCUCCGGUCGACUCCUUGUCCCGCCUCCGGGCAACUUCCACAACGCAUUCGCUAUUGAGGUAACCGAAAAUUACGGUGGUCAGGGCGCAUAUGGAUACGCGACCGCGUUGCUGCAGAUCAUCUACAGUUACAAGGGCUGGGAAAAUGCCAAUUACGUGCUUGGGGAGUUGAAGAAUCCGCGCAAGACGCUUUCCAUUGCCGCACCGAUUGCUAUCGGCGGCGUUACCAUAUUGUACGUUUUGGCUAACGUAGCUUACUUCGCCGCCAUAGACAAGGACGAUCUCGCCAAAUCUGAGGUCCUGGUUGCAGGGUUAUUUUUCCGCAAUGUCUUCGGAGAUAGCGCGGCGGCUCGAGCACUCCCGGCCUUCGUCGCGUUGAGCAACCUGGGCAACGUCUUAGCUGUGAGUUUCGCACAUUCGCGGCUCAACCAGGAAUUCGGAAAAGAGGCUCUUCUGCCUUACGGAAAGUUCUGGGCAUCUAUCAAGCCGUUCAAUGCGCCAGCAGCUGCUCUCUUCCUACAUUGGCUUGUGACAGUCAUCGUCCUGGUUGCCCCUCCGGCCGGUCCUGUGUACAACUUCCUUGUCAAUUUAUACACUUAUCCCGGGGCUUGGAUUAACGCCUUCGUCACUGGCGGCCUGAUCUAUCUCCAUUACAAAAAGUCGGAAGACUGGUCAUCGCCGUGGCAUACGUACCUACCGAUCAGCGUGUUGUAUCUAAUAGCCAACGUCUUCCUCGCGAUCGUCCCGUUCGUCCCGCCGAAUGGAGAUUGGAACGCCCAAGGAUACCCCUACUUUGUGUUCCCGGUUGUGGGAGUAGGCGUGUUGAUCCUUGGUGGCGUAUACUGGGCGUGCUGGUCUAAGCUUUGGCCAGCUAUUGGCGGUUACCGGAUUGAAGCUCAUAGGAUCGUCGAAGACGACGGUAAAGAGGUGGUCCGGUAUAAGAAGAUCAAGACGAGGUAA
This is a messenger RNA of Annulohypoxylon truncatum, 1548 nucleotides long. RefSeq names its product amino acid transporter. Gene Ontology annotation, biological process: amino acid transmembrane transport. The transcript is spliced from 4 exons. Gene Ontology annotation, cellular component: membrane. The record is from RefSeq and is a predicted model, not a curated record. NCBI's taxonomy places the organism in Eukaryota, Fungi, Ascomycota, Sordariomycetes, Xylariales, Hypoxylaceae. Gene Ontology annotation, molecular function: L-amino acid transmembrane transporter activity. Bases 1 to 1548 code for a protein of 515 amino acids.